GAAUUCUUGAUUUAACUAGUCAAUCGAGCUCUAACAUUCUAGCUCUUCUUGUUGCGUGUGACGAAUUAAUGCUUGAAAAAUUGGUUGAUCAUGUCCAAAAGCAUCUCAUUAAUCGAGAAUCAUCCUGGUUACAAAAAAAUUUCAUUUUCGCUUUGCAUACAGUUUUGAAGCUCCAAAGUUGCAAAGCAGUCCAAGAAUAUAUCAUUAUGAUAAUCUGUGAAGAUCCUAAACCUUUUUUUGAAUUAAAGGAUUUUCCAACUUUGGAUAAAGAUAUUCUUUUAAGUCUUGUCAAGAGAAACGAUCUGGGUAUUGAGGAAAUUGAUCUUUGGAACUAUUUGGUGAAAUGGGGAUCAGCUCAAAUCAUUACUUCUAAAGCAAAAUCUAAGGAUGUCACUAAAUGGGAUGAGAAAGAUUUUGCAUUAUUAAAAAAAUCUUUGGAUCAGUUUAUGCCACAUAUUCGAUUUCAUGAAAUAUCCAGCAGAGAAGUUUAUUAUCACGUUAGACCUUAUAAAAAAGCGAUACCGGAAAAUAUUUAUGAAGAUUUAGUGGCUUAUCUCAUGGCUAACGUAACUCCCAAAGUUCCUAAGUUACCUCCACGUUAUG
Messenger RNA from Dentiscutata erythropus, 603 nucleotides. NCBI's taxonomy places the organism in Eukaryota, Fungi, Glomeromycota, Glomeromycetes, Diversisporales, Gigasporaceae. The record is from the annotation of a GenBank genome assembly.